Echinostoma caproni is the source of this 393-nucleotide messenger RNA. NCBI's taxonomy places the organism in Eukaryota, Metazoa, Platyhelminthes, Trematoda, Plagiorchiida, Echinostomatidae. The record is from the annotation of a GenBank genome assembly.
AUGCCGCGCCGCAGGUAUGGAAGCCCACCCCCACGAACGACCCUCCCAGCGCGGCCCCCUCCACCACCGCCAUCUAUGCCAGCGCACCCUCCUCCUCCGAGACAACCUGGACUAAUGGGACAGAUGGCCGCCACUGCUGGCGGUGUGGCUGUCGGUCAUGUUGUCGGCUCUGCUAUAACUGGAGCGCUAUCAGGAAGUGGAGGACAACCGGCUGUUCAACAACCGGCCACACAGCAGAUGGCUGCUCAGCCUGCUCAAUAUCAGCAAAACCCUUGUCAAUAUCACAUCGAUGAACUCAUCCGUUGCACGCAGACUCAAAAUGAUAUCACACUAUGUACUGGAUUCUCCGAAGCACUGAAAGAGUGCAGUCGAACCUAUGGACUCCAGCCGUAG